CUCUCUCUCUCAAACGCACAAAAGCAGCCACUGCUCUCUCCAUCGAAACCCUAAAAGAGCCCCAAAGUCUAAAGUAUACAUCUGUUUUUACAGAGAUGAAGAAAACGACCCAAGCCUAUCUACCUCAAGAACUGCUGUUUGAAAUCUUCAAGAGACUGCCCUUGAAAUCUUUGCUUCGGAUCAGGUCCGUUUCCAAAUCAUGGCGCUCUCUAAUCAGCAACCCACAAUUCAUAACUCUUCACAGGGAUUACAACAACAACAAUACUCACAUGUUGGUUAGUUACUACCCCUCGGAGCUCUGUGCUCUACACUAUGACAAUCCCGCAUUUGAAUUGCAUUCUGAGGCUGAAUUCCCUUUUAAUAAGCCUUACAGGUUCUAUCGGAUUGUGGGUUCUUGUAAUGGUCUGAUUUGCGUGGGAUAUAGCUGUGUCUCCUAUGCAAAUGAUUUAUUUCUAUGGAACCCUUCUAUUAGGAAAAUUGUGACCCUUCCGAAGCCUGGAAUCCCUUUUGAAUCCCAUCGUGCACUUAUGCUUGUUUUGGGAUUUGGGUUUGAUCCCAAGAGUAACGAUUACAAGGUGGUGAGAAUUGUUUAUUUUCAUGGAAGAAACGGGUUACAUAAGCUUCUGCCUAUGGUUGAGCUUUAUACGCUGAGUACUGGUACUUGGAGGGGCAUAAGUGCUGUUGUCCCUCCAUAUGUGAUUUCUAACUUCUUGUUGCAGGCUAAUGUCAAUGGUGCGGUGCACUGGAUUGCACACAAUCCGACCAAGAUUGGUGGGUUUCGUAGUUUGAUUGUGGCUUUUGACUUGAAUGAUGAGGUCUUUAAGGAGAUGAGGUUGCCGAAUGAAUUAGCCCAGGAGUAUCCAGUGGCAAUGUCUAUUGCAGCAUGUGGUGAAUUGCUUUCUUUGUUCCACUACUAUCAAAGUUCUUCUUCAAAUAGAGGCUGUAGUGUUUGGGUGAUGGAGAAGUAUGGCAUUGAUCAUUCUUGGACUAAACUUUUCAAUAUAGAAUUGUUGCAAGGAGUGGACCUAGUAUUAGGUUCCAGGAAAAAUGGUGAAUUUCUAGUGGUAACAAAAGAUGAAAAAUUAGUUUCUUAUGACCCAGAUGAUGAACAGUUUAAGGAUCUUGGAAUUUGUAGAACAUGCUCUUUCGUUUUGCGUGCAUGUUCAUUGUAUGUUAGUCCUUACAUUGAAAGCCUAAUUUUAGUUGAUAGUUCUAAUGGAGGCUUGGGUAAUGAUUCAGCCCCUGAUUUGCUGGGAGAGGAUGACAGUGAAAUCAAAGAUCGUCAAUGAUCCAUAAUGCUUGAGGCAAAAACUACCAUCAUGCUCUUUUACAAUACAAUAUCUACCAGGGAAAGGAUGUUUAAAGGAGGAAUCCAAUGAAACUAGUGAUUUUCCUUCUUGGACAACAUCAACUAAUGGGAAAACCUUCAAACGUCAACGUAAGAUAUAAUGGUGUUAAGAAGAGUAUGGCCACGCAUGGAUAGAGAUGGUUGGAAGUCGAUGAUUUAUGUGGCCGACUCCAACUAGCUAGUAGUAUUAAAGUUUGUGUUUACUGUUGUGAUGUAGUUAACAUCAACUAAUGGAGCCUUCGACGCGUCACUUAUGACAAGGAGAAUGGUGGUUUUGUUUCAAUGGAAAAUGCUAGAGAUGUUCUCUUUGUGAA
Messenger RNA from Diospyros lotus (date-plum), 1662 nucleotides. Its product is annotated as F-box protein At3g07870-like. The coding region runs from base 96 to 1289 and encodes 397 amino acids. Gene Ontology annotation, molecular function: protein binding. The record is from RefSeq and is a predicted model, not a curated record. The transcript is spliced from 2 exons. Lineage: Eukaryota; Viridiplantae; Streptophyta; Magnoliopsida; Ericales; Ebenaceae.